Octopus bimaculoides (California two-spot octopus) is the source of this 5265-nucleotide messenger RNA. RefSeq lists its product as uncharacterized. Gene Ontology annotation, biological process: protein ubiquitination; Notch signaling pathway. Gene Ontology annotation, molecular function: zinc ion binding. The record is from RefSeq and is a predicted model, not a curated record. Lineage: Eukaryota; Metazoa; Mollusca; Cephalopoda; Octopoda; Octopodidae.
GAGCGAGUGAGUGGUGUCAGAGCGGCGGCUGCUGUAGUCAAACGUUAGCAGCAUUUCAGCAAAAUGGCUGCCCCUGGCUCCAUGGAUAUGAUUGUCGUGUGGGAAUGGUUUAUGCAAGGGGUUUGGCGACCCUACGAUCCACUCAUUACGAAUUUUAUCGAGAAGUACAGAGCGAUCAACAGCCGUAUAAACCUCGGUGCUGUAGAUCAAAAGUUAGUUAUGUACGACAUAGAUUUCGUCACCCAAACACAAGUACGGCACGGUACAGGUACAAGCCGUCCAAUAAGGCGCCAGCUUUACCCCCGAGACAAUCCCGCAGCCAAAGGCAUCGUUUGGCAAUGGGAGGCUGACCAACCUGGCAACUGGCAGAUGUUUGACAUGAUUACGCUGUGUCUCAUUGAGUCUUCCUGGUUACAGGGCUUACAGAGCAUUGAUCUUAGCAAAUCGCCCAACAUUUGUAUGCCGUACUUUCUAGAUUUGGCUUCGAUGAAGCAGAUCCGCAUCGAGACUGGUAACGCAAGGAAGAUUCGCCGUACAACGCUGACGUAUUUCUACCCGCUGGCCGUAGCUUCUCCCAUGAUGCCAGCCCUGAAUAUGCAUUCACCAAUGUCGCAGCAGACAUCCCCGUUGGCACAGCAGCAGGUUCCUCCUUCGUUAUUGCAGCAGCAGCAGCAACAGCAGCAACAAUUUCAACAGCAGCAACAACAACAACAACAACAACAGCAGCAAUCAUUGCAGCAGCAGCAGCAGGCAUUGCAGCAACAACAACAACAACAGACAUUGCAACAACAACAACAGCAGACAUUACAACAACAACAACAGCAUGUCCUGCAACAACAACAACAACAUCAACACCAACAGCAACAACAACAAUUUAUGUCUCAAUCUAUGGCAACAGGCCAACAACAACUCGCUGCAGAUAGCCGGCACUCUUUAACGGGAGGCCCUGCCCCAGGCCAAGGGAGUGAACAUAACAUUUCAGAUGGUUCGUACCCAGGUGCAGUUAGCGGGGCACCGGCCACAUCUGGCAAUGCAACGAUUGCUCCCAGUAUCAGGGGUUCGAACAGCCAGAACAGUUUCUCGAACAAGGGCAACAAACGGUCCCUUCCUAAAUCCACUGCAAUACACAAUACGACCCAGGCAGCGUCGCAAAUGUUAGCCUCGACGUUUUUUAACCCUCACGGGUUUUUAAGCUCCUCCCCACUCGAAUCAAAGUUGGCCAUCGCAAAGAAGCUGAAACUGAAUAACAUUGGACACAAAGUGCCUUCUGCCUCCGCUGCCAUGGCUCACAAGCAGCUGCUGGGCCCCCAGUUGAUGGCCCCGCCUAACCUCCAAUCUCCGAUGCAACAACAACAACAACAACAACAGCAGCAGCAGCAGCAGCAGCAGCAACAACAACAACAACAACACCACCACCAUCAACACCAACAACAACAACAUCAACACCACCACCACCAACACCACCAACAACAGCAGCCACAACAACAACAACAACAAGCACAUUUCAUUCCAAGCAUAACGAGUAACAGUAAUAUCAUUGUUAACCCUAAUUUAAACACUGCUGGCAUGAUUGGUGCUGGUAGCAGACUUGGGAACCAGACCCCUUUAUACGCUCACCCACCUCAAAUGCAACUGUCACAGCAUCCUCAGAGUGCUCACCACAGCGGACAGAUGAUGGGCCAACAGCAGCAGCCAUCCAUAUCUUUACAGCCUGCACACUGUCAGCCUCGUCAGGCGUAUUUACCCCCAUAUUCCGGCUAUAGUAAUGGCUUGGACCCUUUAGCUAACGGGGUCCAGCCAACAAGGGCUCUCUUUCACAUGCCGGGUGCACACCAACCAUCUCUAUCCAAUGCUUCUGUGCCUCUCAACCAACCAACUAACAUGAAAACUAUUGGACGUUUGAUCAGCCCCGUCGUAUCAAAUAUCACAAACAUUUUGGUAUCUCCAGCCAUUCCAGUCCGGCUACCUCCAGGACAGAUUCACCAUGGUGCAGUGUCUGGUAGACCACAGACUCAUGGACGCAUCUCUCUUACCAAAUCUUCAACGAAGUUAGGUCGGGGCGCUGCAGAGGUACUGAAGAAUUAUGUCAAUAAAGUAGAUCAACCACCAACAGAAGAGGAUUGCUGUAUCUGUUAUGAGAAGAUUGACCAGCCAUCUGGCUAUGGUGAUGGCAUUGAUAAAGAAUGUGUUAAAUUAAAGAAAUGUGGUCAUUUCUUCCACAGAUUAUGUUUGUAUGCCAUGUACAAUAAUGGACAUAAGGAUGAUAGUAUCCAGUGCCCGACCUGUAAGACCAUAUAUGGUAAGAAACUUGGUAAUUGUCCAGAUGGUGAUAUGGACUACAUAACAAUUCCAGAAUCCCUACCGGGAUAUCAGAAUACUGGAACCAUCCGAAUAUUAUACGACAUCAAAGCUGGUAUACAAGGUCCUGAACAUCCCAAUCCUGGUAAACGGUUUACAACCAAAGGAUUUCCCAGGUGUUGUUAUUUACCUGAGAACGAGAAAGGAAGAAAGGUUUUAAGUCUACUGAUAAAAGCUUGGAAAAGACGUUUAAUCUUUACAAUCGGGACAUCCACAACAACGGGGGAGGCCAACACGGUCACAUGGAAUGAGAUCCACCACAAAACAGAGCUAUACACCAACUACACCGGACAUGGUUACCCAGACCCUAACUACUUAGACAACGUGCUCCUCGAGUUGGCUGCACAGGGCGUCAUUGACGAUGGCUCCAGUGACGAAAGUGACUCAGAAAUAAAAAGCUCUUCUCUGGACUCAGGUGUUGAAAUGGCUGUUAGCAGUUAAGUAGUGUGUCGUUAGUCACAACAGCACACUCUCAACACUCAUAGAUUUCAGUUUAAUCAACGUAUGUUAUAUAUAUUUUUUUUUAUAUAAUUUUCCUAUUCCUAAAUUUUCCACUGCCCCCUCCCCCUCCUCCUCAUUUCAAUUAAAUUUCUCCUUGUCUUGGUGACCAAUGUUUUAGAGAUUACUGUCCAUCGAAGAAGUUUGAUCUCGUUAAGCUGAUUUAGUCUCUUUUCUUUUCAUUUCCUCACUUUGGUGUAAUAGUAUCACUUCUCAUUUUUUAUAAAAGCACUAUGCUGUUUCCUUUUCAUAUAACAGUGUUGUAUUACAAUAGCCUAAGUUUGUGUGUACAUCUCUCGUAAUACGACAGCAUUAGGCUAGCCAAGAGGAUCACAUAAACUUCUCGUGUGUCCUUUUCUUUUUAGACAUUAGGACGUGAUUUGAGGGAAGUUUUAACUGUUAUUUCUAGCAUUCCUGUUAAACCACUUUAACCUCUUAUUAUCUCCCUUAGGUGGUGUACAAGUUUCCAUUUAACGAAGCCCUACUAAGGCUUUUUUCUAGUCUGGUCGUAUUAGGCUUAGCAUAUGCUGAUGUGUGUACUUCUUAUAAAGGCCGUCUUCAUAUAUUCAGCCUUUUUUUUUUCUUUUCUAUUUUUUCCUUUUGUUAUUUUCUUUUUUCUAAGCAGGCUGACAUAUUCUUACUGCUCUUGAAUUUCCUCAUUGUAGAGGGAAAUAUUUUUGAAAACAAAAAAAUGAAAAUCUAAUCUGAAGGUGUGUCAUUUCUUUUUUUUACCUGUGUAAAUGCAAUAUUAAAAUUUCAUUAAUCUCAGAGCUAAAUCACACAAGCAAACGAACAAACCAGGAACAAAAAUGAUUUCUAUAAUUUUAGAUUCCUUUUUUUUUUUUUCUUAUAACAAACAGGCUGGCUACUUUCUGUAUAUAUAUCCACUUUGUUUCAGUCAUUAGACUGUGGCCAUACUGGGGCACCACUUAAAAAAUUUUUUAGUUGAAGUAAGGCCUGGUACUUAUUCUAUCAGUCUCUCUUGCAAAACUGUUGAGUUAUGGGAAUGUAAACAUACCAACACCAGUUGUUCAACAGUGGUGGGGAGCAAACACAGACAUACACACACACACAUAUAUAUAUACAUGAUAGGCAUCUUUCAGUUUCCAUCUACCACAUUGACUCACAAGGCUUUGGUCAACCCAGGUACCAUGUGGUGUGACUGAACUUGGAACCAUGUGGCUGGGAAGCGAAUUUCUUCCCACAUGGCCUUUUAAGCACAUUUAAAAAGAAAUAUAUGUAAUCAUGUGUGCAUGCGUGCAUUCUUUUACCAGUUCCAGCCCAAAACUGCGGCACCGCCGUUGUGUGUGUGUGUGUAAUGGAACCCUUAUCAUAACUAGCCAAGUCAGAGAAUGUUUCUGGUCUCAUGGACUGUCACUUAAGCAUCCAAGCAUUGGGACGGUGUUUUGUGUUGCUGGGCAAAGACACUUUAUCUCUGGAAAGUCUGAUUUUUCCUAGCUGUUAAUAAGUACCAUGGAGAGGUACAGCAACAGUGACUUUGACUUCAAGGACAUAUCAUUUCUUGGUCUUUGAUGAGGUAAAUGUGGGAUUGGGUGAACCUCCCUUUCUGUAGAAAUGACCAGCUCUUCAGCAGAAGCCCAAUGGUCCAACAUUUAUAAGUAAGCAUAUCAGGAUAUUUUGCUUUUCUUUUUUUUUUUUUAAUAGAUUUGUUGGUGUAUUUGUUGCUAGGUGCAGGCAUGGCUAUGGUUACGAAGUGUGUUUUGUAACCACAAGGUUUUGGGUUCAGUCCCAUAGCAUGGCACCUUCAGCAAGUGUCUUCUACUAUAUAACCUUUUGCUGGCUAAUAUCUUGUGAGUGAAUUUGGUAGAAGAAAACUGAAGCUUGUAAUGUGUAUGUGUGUGUAUAUCUUGCCAAUUGGUGUUGGUUUGUUAACAUCCCUGUAACUUAGCAGUUUGGCAAAAGUAAUCAAUAGAACAAAGUACCAGACUUAAAAAUCAGAACUGGGGUCCUGGAGUCACUUUGCUUAAAACCCAUCGAGACAGUGCCCCAGCAUGGCCGGAGUCAGACGACUGAAAUGAAGUGUAGGUGGGAAGUAAUUAAUGUUGGCCCCUUUUUUUUUUUUUACCACACACACACAAACACCUUGUGAUAAGUGUAGACAGAUUGGUAAUUUUUAUUGAAAUGUCUUUUUUGACAUGAUGCAUCUUUCCCUCCUCCUCCUCCUCCUCCUCAAACUUGUUUCGUGGGAGUUUUUACUCUUUCAAGAUACUUUUCUCUCUCAUUUUCUACUUCUCACUGUUCCCACCACCAUUCUCUCUCUCUCUCUCUCUCUCUCUUACAAAAAAAACCCUUUUUCUACUCUCUUUCUACAUCUUAACUGACAUUAGAUCCCUCUUCCACCAACAAGUCUACUUCUAACCCUUAAUAAUAUAGGUUCACAUUUUUGGC